AUUGCUAAUAUAUGACUGAAGCUUAUGACAUGGAGAUUUAACCAUGAAGAGAAAUAUUACUGAAAAUUCAACACGAGCUACAGCAGGAUGUCUUCCUGUAUUACUAUUCAACCAAAAGAAAAGAACCCGAUUGCCAUUAACUUCAAAUCCUAUGGAACAUGAGUCGGGCUCCAGUAGCAUUUUUCCUACAUCAGAGAGUUUUGAUUCACCACCUGCAGGCAACAGAGGACUGAUGCAAAGCAGACCACAAAUCAAUCAGACAACUGUGCAGAACAAUUAUGAGGCCCAGUUUCAGUAUCGCAGUAAGAGGAACAAUCUGGACAAUACAGGCAGUGGGAUGACACCUGUGCCAAAUUCAGCAAAAACUACAAAAACCAGCCAACUUCAGCAACAAGUACUACAACGUGAACAAAUUCAGGAGUACAGGAAGUUUUCCUAUGGAUCUAAUGUCGAAGAGCAAGAUAGUAAAAACAGCUGGAACCAGAUUCAGCAACAAGUACCUCAACGGCAACAAAGACAGGAGCACGGGCAAUUUUUGAGUGGAUCCAACACCACAGGGCAAAACAAUAACACCACCUGGAACACAGGUGCUAAACAACAGUUGGGAAACAUUUGGAAAGAAAAUAGUAGGCCUUUAACAAAUGAAGUAAAGGAACUUGGAUCUACUACUGGCACUAAUCGUUCACAAAUGAAAAUCAUAGAUACUUUCAGAUCACGUGUGUCAUCUGACUCUUACAAAGCACAGACAAAAUCUUAUCAACAAAUGCAUCAGAAGUUCAAGAAUUCGCCUCAAAAUAUAGCAAGCAGUAGAAAUUGUGGUCAACAAAAUCAGUUUACUGAAAAUCACUUUGUAAAUAAUCCCAGUGAUGGUGUGGAUCAGAAGUCAAAACCCGUUCAGAUGAAAUUUACACAACCAGAUAAUUCAUUACGUGUUGUGACUACAACUAUAGAAGGCAUGAAACACUGGACUCAGUACAGUGACAGAUUUGCAUUGCUAUUUGAGGUCUUUGACGGAAGUCCAGCUGCACACCUUUACCUGGACCACUCUGCCCAUGGAGGUGAAAGUCACUAUUGCCCUGAACUACUUUGA
Messenger RNA from Pristis pectinata (smalltooth sawfish), 1090 nucleotides. RefSeq names its product spermatogenesis-associated protein 22. Lineage: Eukaryota; Metazoa; Chordata; Chondrichthyes; Rhinopristiformes; Pristidae. Bases 44 to 1090 code for a protein of 348 amino acids. The transcript is spliced from 8 exons. Gene Ontology annotation, biological process: regulation of meiotic cell cycle; meiotic DNA repair synthesis; gamete generation. The record is from RefSeq and is a predicted model, not a curated record.